Sycon ciliatum is the source of this 2949-nucleotide messenger RNA. RefSeq names its product rho GTPase-activating protein 35-like. Gene Ontology annotation, cellular component: cytosol. The transcript is spliced from 3 exons. Bases 436 to 2307 code for a protein of 623 amino acids. The record is from RefSeq and is a predicted model, not a curated record. Lineage: Eukaryota; Metazoa; Porifera; Calcarea; Leucosolenida; Sycettidae. Gene Ontology annotation, molecular function: GTPase activator activity. Gene Ontology annotation, biological process: regulation of cell size; regulation of axonogenesis; Rho protein signal transduction.
UCAAACACACGAGACGGUGUUCCCACACUCCACAGUUCAGUGAAAGGCGGCUCUUCGACAUCUCACUCUCAGAAUUAGAUUUCUACUGCGCGCCCGCUGUGCUGACAUCAGGGAAUCGUGGAAGGGUUUUCACGAUUCCUUGCCCUUGCCCUUGCCUUGGUUGACAUGGUAGAGGACAGAUGAAUUAAAUCUCGCAGCUGUGCUACGACCAGAGUGAACUCGCGAGAUCUACAGAUCCAACGUUACGAUCAGCUACCGUCCUGCUGCUUGCUUGACCUGCCAGUAACUGCCUCUCGGUCGGUGCGACUCAGAAACGCAGGUGGCAGAGGAGAGACGACGUGGACUGUGUGGGAUACCGAUAUCUUCCUUUCUGAAAGGCUUGCUCAUGCUGAUGAUCGGUUUCAACUUAUUUGUUCGUAGCGGGCGGCGAUAACGAUGGCCGGUCCAAACUGUGUGUAUAUUUCCGUCAUUGGACUGUGCUGCGGGGACUCUGAAAACCCACAUCGAGAUGUGGGAGUCGGUAAGUCAGCGCUGUGCACUCGCUUCAUGCACCCGUCCGUGGACAGCUGGAGGGAGCUGGGGUACGACCAUUCUCACUGGAUGGGACAAGGUGACUUUUGCGAGCCGGAAAUCAAUGGCGAGCACUUUCUGUAUUUCGGCGCAGCAAGACGGCGUUACCUGCCCAGAGGCCCCGUGACUACUUUUACCGAUGCUGCCAAAGACCUGACAAUCCAUGUCAUUGAACACACUACCUUCUGCAAUGACGUGCUGGGUAGGUCAUUUCCAGGUGGUGGAGUUUAUGCGCAGCGAGCUGCCAGCGACCGAAUCAAGUCCAGAGCAAGCGGCAAGACGUCUUACACUUGCAUGUCAGCCCUAGGCCUGGGAGCUGAAGGAGAUUGUCCGGUCUCUGCUGCUACUGCUGAUUCUACACUGACUUCGUCUGCUGCUGCUGCUGCUGGUGGUGGUGCUACGGCCAGUGCCAGCGACUGCGACAUGGCUGGGAGUGCGAUCAGAAAGCAAAGCUUGCCGGACAACUUCAUGAAGACGCAGUUUGGCCGGUCGGGUGGCGUUGACGGCUACGUAUUUGUGCUGGAUGCCAGUGCCGACCGUAAGAAACGCCAAGCACAGUGGAACCUGUGGGAGAGCUGCUGGGAGAGAAUACCCAGCGAGAAGAAGUCGCGCUGCGUCCUUGUCAUCAGCAAGUGCGACGAGCUGGAUGGAAUUGCAUUGGACAAGACGUGGAAUAUCAUGGAGCAUUUCACACCGGCUGCUGGCAGCUCCCAGGGUACAGUGCGGCGGGGGCGGUCAUACAAGAUCUUCGGCUCCGGUAAUGACAAGCUCCAUGACUGCCCGGCAAAGCUUGCUGUUGCUACCAAGAAGCACACCGUACCUGUGUUUCUGACAUCGGCAGAGGAUUGUGUCGGCGUUGAUCAGCCAUUCCUCUAUCUGGCACAUCUGGCAUUGAAGCUGCACGGCCGCCCGCAGGCCUCAGUCAAGUGGAAGCAAGCUGUCCAGAUGAGAUGCGACCAGCAGAGGCAAGCAUUGCUGUCUUUCCUCGGCUUCCUGAAAGCAAAUGUGACGAGCCACGCGGCGACCUGGCGCGCGCUAGCAGAGGGCAGUAACCACGGCAACGAUGCGAAGCUCACGUACUGUCGGCAAGUGAAUGGGCUUGAGAUAUGCAAGGCCGCGUUCAAGUCCCACUUGUUUGCUCUGAUCUUCGACGAGGCGGAACAAUUGGGCGGCGGACGGCGAGCGCGGAGAGCCAGCACAGUGGUACAGCUAAUAGAGCACCGACAGCGUAGAUCCUACAUUCAGCUGCAGCAGGAGGAUGAUAGCUUGCAGGACGGUGAAGUCCUGUCUGCUGCGUUGAGUCUAGCCAUGAAGCAUGAGGACCUGAUGGACUACACGCAUGCCAAGGACAGGGCUCCUGGAGAUGGUGAUAUUGGCAACUAUGAAUGUUUGCGCCGCUACAUGGCUAAGAUGAAGCACAGAGUGAGCACGAUCAUUGACAAGUGCGUGGAAACGCCGGAGGAGGCCAGUCUAGAGGAAGUCGAAGCGAGGGAGUUGGCCGGCGAAGCGACCGGAACUGCCGUUGCGCCCGGUUUGCUGGACGGUGAGUAUGCCGCUAGGUCAUCGGAGACCUGGAGGAAGCUGGAAGCACAUCUCGUUCGCUUUGUCGCCAGACUUGAACGUGCCGGCGGCGUCUACGAGCCGCUUGUCGACAAAGAUUCUGAUUCCGGUUUUGCUGGUCAAGAUGGCUCGGGUCAGAGCCGUACACGACCGGAAAUGUUUGCCAGCACUCUAUGAUCUGCCCUGGAGUCGUGCCUUGCACAGUAAGCUGAUCGAUUGCCGCGUCAAGGAUUUGCUGCACUUGAAGAUUGCACAGUGCACAUUCUGUUCAGGUUUGCAAGCAUCUGAAAUCUCGAAGCCACAAUGUUCAUCUACUACAAGUAGCAAUGUGCAGUAGUGACAGUGCAACUAGCUUCCUCACGGCACACUAGCACACUGUCAUCACACGCUAAGAACAUGAUUUUCAGCGCAUGGGCCACUUUUAAAAUGAACAAGCGGGAACCCGGUUAUUUCGCCGAUUUCUACUACACUGCUGAUGAUGGUGUGGCGACAGGCAUACGGAGCGGGGAACCGCUUCAACAGCACCCUGCACGGUCAACGCUCCUGAUUGUACGUAACGCAAGCCGCCUGCCUCUCUUUCAUCCGGUUUUAAAUUUCACGCACAUGUUGGAUGCUGUCUGCUGGGAUAACGGAUCAACGACCACACCACAUCUUUGUAAUGAUAGGAUAUCAUUGGCCUGUAGUCAAGGUCACUCGUCAAGUCCUGGUGCUAGCCAUGGCAACUGUCUAUUUUUCUUUGACUUUUUCCCAAUCAUCAUUCUCAAACGAUUUCUUUUGAAACUUGAUUUCUUGACAAAUUAAAAUUCCGUUUUCUCGGCA